UUGGCACCACGAUAAGGUAAGUUUAUGAAAGCGCUAACUUAUUUCCUGUUUUUUUACUAUUAUUUUAAUUUAAUACAUUUGUGUUACUGUUAGAUUCGAUAUUUAUACGAAACCAUGGAAGAUCAUUCAAUAUAUGUAUUUGCAAGUGAAUUGAAAGUACCAAUUCUUGAAAAUUAUUGUUAUAUCGCGAAAAUUUACUAUAUAUUACUCAAGUAAAUAGAUAAUAAAUCGAAACAUUCUUUCAUAUUAUUUUGUUCGAAAGAAUAAAUUUUCUCUUCAAAACAAUUGUGUUAAUAGAUCAGAUUGAUUAGUUCGCUAUCGAUGAUAAUUUUUGGUUUGGUAAGUACAUGAAUCUAUAAUCAGUUUGCAUUGUAUAUAAAACAAUUUACAUACUUGAGAUUGCAAGUAAUGCGGACGGCCUUAUCAUAUUUCAUGACAUUCCUAUCGCUUAAAAACUAAUUACUCCCGUAAAUUGAUUAGUACUAAUAAAUUCCCGAACUUAAACCCUUGCUUAAUUCUCUAAUGAAAUUUUUACACGAUCUUGAGUAUGUUUCUGCUUAAGGCUGCUUUACAUUCUGUUUGUUACACACACAGCGAUACGCUUAGAAACCGACUAUACUUGCAUUUAUAGAGGGUCGCGGUUGAAGCUGAAAAUUAUAAGCCUUAAGAAAGCGACUAAUUAAUAAAGCAACAAAAUAGAAAAAUAUACCUAUUUCCAUUCACUAUUAUUACUAGCAGACAUAGUGUCUUUACUAUACAUCACGCUGAAGAAAAUAUGCGACAAACUUGUUCGAGAAAUGAUAAUGAAAGGGAACGUCAGUUUAAUUUUAAGACAGUUAUAUUGCUACGAUGGAAACAGUUAAUCUGUGCUGACAUUCCCUAACAUUAUACAAUAUCAUAUCUUUUGAGAAGACGAAGUUACAACAAAGGAUCAAAGAAAUGGCAUAUGUUAUUUGUAUGGCAACCCUCAGGCAGAAUGCAGGAUACCAUGCUGGUGCAUGUCACGCGAGAAUAUAAUAUUAAUAAGAUAUUUUUGACAUACUUGGGCAUUUGGCCGUCCCAAAAUAGACUUGUGAGAAAUUUCUUACCUAUCUUGUAUAUCGCGCUCGAAAUAAGCUACGCUCCGUUCGAGAUGUUAAUGUUGUACGAUUAUCGGCACGACGCGCAAAUGGUUUUUGAAAGUUGCUAUCAAUUCGUCAUAACAGUCGCCUUUAUCGUAAGACUGUGGAAUGCGUUUUGGAAUCGCGACAAGUUCCGAGUUUUGUACGAAGCUAUAAACGAUCAUUGGAAUAUAUUCACAAACAAAUUAGAAGUUCAAACUCUGAAGGAUUAUUCCGCCAUAUCGCGGAACUUUACGAUAUUUUACUCGACCAUGAUGUACCUUUUCGGUGGAAUGUUUAUCAUUUCGCCGUUAACACCGAUAUUCUUAGAUGUCGUUUUGCCUCUUAACGAGUCGCGCCCACGAUUUUUCGCGAUAGAGGUUGAUUUUAGAGUAGAUACGGAUGAGUACUUUGUGCCAAUUACUUGUUACAUCACAGCUUUUUGUGUGGUGGGCGUAAGUAUUAUGGUGGCUGUCGACACGAUGCAUUUUUCAUGCACCACUCAUGCUUGCAGCUUAUUUUCGAUCAUUGGGUAAGUGUG
Linepithema humile (Argentine ant) is the source of this 1641-nucleotide messenger RNA. RefSeq names its product odorant receptor 13a-like. NCBI's taxonomy places the organism in Eukaryota, Metazoa, Arthropoda, Insecta, Hymenoptera, Formicidae. Gene Ontology annotation, cellular component: plasma membrane. The record is from RefSeq and is a predicted model, not a curated record. Gene Ontology annotation, biological process: detection of chemical stimulus involved in sensory perception of smell; sensory perception of smell. Gene Ontology annotation, molecular function: olfactory receptor activity; odorant binding.